Clarias gariepinus (North African catfish) is the source of this 901-nucleotide messenger RNA. It is a transcript of the gene rfesd, whose product is annotated as Rieske (Fe-S) domain containing. Gene Ontology annotation, molecular function: 2 iron, 2 sulfur cluster binding. The transcript is spliced from 4 exons. Lineage: Eukaryota; Metazoa; Chordata; Actinopteri; Siluriformes; Clariidae. The record is from RefSeq and is a predicted model, not a curated record. Bases 132 to 623 code for a protein of 163 amino acids.
GGGUUGAUAGGGCUAACUGCUCUUCACCGGGCCGCUCUGAUAACAGCUGCGUUAGACCAGCCAGGGGUCCACUUUGCAUUUCUCGUCCACUAAUACAGCAGGCUGGGAACAAAUACAGGCUCUCUGCCGCCAUGUCCAAAGAGGAAACCGCAGAAUCUUGUAAAUCAUUCUUGGUGGGGACCAAGAAAGACCUCAUCGAGGCCAAACGCACUAGUUUUACUGUGGACGACAGGAAUCUGGCCAUCUUUUACCACCAGGGAGUCUUCUACGCUUUGGACCAGCAGUGCUAUCAUGCUGGUGGAUCUUUGUUAAAUGGGGAUAUUGAGGAAAUUGACAAGAGGCUUUGCAUCGUGUGUCCGAAGCACAAGUACAAGAUCACCCUGGCAGAGGGCGAGGGGCUUUACAAUGCCUCGAAUCCAAAGGACAAAGACCAGCCACCUUGCUGGAAGUCCAAAGGCAUAAAGCAAAGAAUACACAAGGUGACUGAAGUGGACGGGAAGAUUUACGUGACACUGUCCGACAUCUCCAAGUUCAUCGAGUCAGACUUUUAUCAGACAGAGCAAGGCAGAGCGCAGAUAAAGAAAGGGAAGGAUUCAGGCGUAGAUGAAUCAGUGAGCAGCUAAUUGUCAGGCGUGACUAAUGAGAAAAGCUUUCUGAAUGUAUGAGGACAGAAUCUGGCAAAAAUACUCACUGACAGCCUGAUGAUGCAGCACGCUGUUAAUCCACUGUGAGAUUGAUUAUUCUUCUGUCACAGCAUGCCCUAAAGUGCUUUACUCCUCUUAUACCUCAGCAAUUUGCCAAUACUAUCAUUUUUAUUUAUUAAAGAAUGACACUUUUGCAAUCUGUGUAUGGUUAUAUUUAACAUUGUGCAACAUUUGUAAAAUAAACAGUCUUUCUCUUA